AUGGGGUUCCUGCGUACGGCUCUAGCCUCGUCCUUGUUGCUCGCGAGCCAUGCCUCGGCUCUGGACCCUAUCGUCAUGAAGGGCUCCAAGUUCUUCUACGAAAACGGUGACCAGUUUUUCAUGAAGGGUGUCGCCUAUCAGCAGGAGGCUGGCAGUACUGGCGGUACUGGCGCCAAGCGUAGCACCAGUGACGGCGGCAACUCCUACGUCGACCCCCUGGCCGACGAGAGCGUCUGCAAGCGUGAUGUGCCCCUGCUGGAGAAGCUGGGCAUCAACACCAUCCGGACCUACGCCAUCAACCCUGAUGCUGACCACUCCGCCUGCAUGAAGCUCCUCGCCGCCGCCGGUGUCUAUGUCAUCGCUGAUCUUGGUGAACCCGCCCUGUCCAUCAACCGAGACUCGCCUGCCUGGAACGUGGAGCUGUUCACUCGUUACAAGGCUGUUAUUGACAACCUUGGCGAGUACAACAACACCAUCGGAUUUUUCUCUGGAAACGAGGUGACCAACAGCGCCAACAACACUGAUGCCUCGGCCUAUGUCAAGGCUGCCACUCGAGACACCAAGAAGUACAUCGCCGACAAGGUAGCGAAGGGUGGCCGAUGGAUGGGUGUCGGAUAUGCCGCCAACGAUGACGCCGACAUCCGUAUUUCGAUGGCCCAGUUCUUCAACUGUGGCGAACAAGAAGCAGCUAUCGAUUUCUGGGGUUACAAUAUCUAUUCGUGGUGCGGGAAGAGCAGCUACACCGAGUCUGGCUACAACGUCCAGGUUGACUUCUUCUCCAACUUCUCCGUCCCCGUCUUCUUUGCCGAGUACGGUUGCAACACGAACGGAGGUGCCGAGGGCCGUCUUUGGGACGACACGACGGCGCUGUACUCGGACCAGAUGACGCCGGUAUUCAGCGGCGGCAUUGUCUACAUGUUCCACGAGGAAGAGAACGACUAUGGUCUGGUCAAGAUUAACGGCAAUACGGCCACCCCGAUGAAGAACUACGGCGUUCUGCAGACCAAGCUCGCCAGAGUCGCGCCCUCGUCCACUGCGAUGAGUGCAUACAAGCCGACCAACUCUGCUGCUGCGUGCCCGGCCAUCUCGGAGAACUGGAAGGUCGCGGAGGCACUGCCACCUACUCCCGACAGUGAUCUCUGUGACUGCAUGUCCAAAUCCAUGUCUUGCGUGCCAGCCGAUAAUCUCGAGGAGAAGGAUUACGGCGACAUUUUCGGUUACGUCUGUGACGCGGACGCGAACGCCUGCGCGGGCAUUAAGCAUGACUCGGAAGCCGGCGUCUACGGCCCAUACGUCAUGUGCAACCCCAAGGAGCAGCUGGCCAACGUGCUUCAUGCCUACUACGUCAACCAGAAACAGGCGUCUGAUGCCUGCGACUUCAACGGCGCUGCCAAGGUCGUUUCCAACCCGAGUGUGGACUCCACAUGUGAGGCCGCGCUGUCUAGUGCCAGCGCUGCGGUUUCAGUUGCUGCCACAGCCACCGCAGCUGCGAGCGGUUCCACGGCUUCCAGCACCGAGAAUGCCGCCCUGCCGGGCAACGCUCGCAUGAGCGCUUUCAUGACCAUGGGCGAUGUGGCCAUUGGCUUCUACAUGUUGGUAGCCAUGGCCGUUGGUGUUACUAUGGUUGUGCUGUAA
Messenger RNA from Anthostomella pinea, 1635 nucleotides. The record is from the annotation of a GenBank genome assembly. NCBI's taxonomy places the organism in Eukaryota, Fungi, Ascomycota, Sordariomycetes, Xylariales, Xylariaceae.